AUCAAACACUAACUCACACACGCUUGUCGCUCCUCGGUUCGCUCAGUGAGACGCGGGGGAAGAGACGCCGACUCAGAAGUCAACGAUGUUGGGUCGGGGAUCAUUGUCUGUGGUUGUGCUCGCUGUGGCUGUUGGAGUUUACCUGCUGCCUUCACCCAUAGACCCCAGACCACACGUACUGAAGGGGCCUCCUCCGGCCCUCGAGGGGCCACUGGCUGUCAACACCCAUCUGCAGAAGGGUCGGCGACUGUUCACCGGUAAACUACACGGACCAGAAUCCUUCACUGCUGAUGAGAACGAUAAUGUGUACACAGGAACAGUGGACGGGAAGCUGUGGAGGAUCGGUCCUGAUGACAGUCUCACCCUCAUCACACAGAUGGGACAGAAUCUACCAGAAUGUGGCAGCAGUACAGACUAUGAGCCUGUCUGUGGUCGUCCUCAUGGUGUUCGCCUGGAUCGUCACGGUCAGUUGAUCGUUGCUGACUCUUACUUUGGGCUGCACAGCGUCGACCCAAACACUGGAGAAAAGACUCUGCUGCUGCCUAACUCACAGGGUGCUGACGGCGUCCCCUUUGCCUUUCUGAACGGCCUCGAGAUUUCUUCCCAAACUGGGAUCAUUUAUUUCACAGACUCUUCCAGUCGCUGGGGACGCAGACACGUCAAACUGGAGGUGAUCGAGCUGAACAGUCUCGGUCGUCUCCUCUCCUACGACCCUCAGACAGGAAGUGUGAAGGUCCUGCUGGACUCUCUCUACAUGCCCAACGGCAUCGUCCUGUCGCCCGACGAGGACUUCCUGCUGCUGGCUGAGACCAGCAUCGGACGCAUACUGAGAUAUUGGUUAAAGGGCCCGAAGGCUGGCGCCAAGGAGAUCGUCAUGGACAACAUGAUCGGUUACCCUGACAACAUCCGCCUCAGCGACCAUGGAACAUUCCUGGUUGGCAUAACGACGCCACGGUUCCGGAAACUCAUGCCUCCAUUCUUGGAUAUGAUCGCCCCGUACCCUGCUGUCAAACGCUUCCUGGCCAAGGUGAUUCCUCUGAGUUGGUACAACCUCCUGCUGCCGCGCUACGCUCUGGUCCUGGAGCUGGGGCUGAACGGUGAGCUGGUGGGAACACUUCACGACCCUGAAGGCCGCCUGACGUGGGCCAUCAGCGACGUCUUCCAGCACCGAGGGAGGACCUACCUGGGCAGCACCGACCUGCCGUUCCUGCCCGUCCUGGAAGGCUGGGAGAGCUGACGGCAGACUGCAGCUGAGUGAACACAGAACACUAAAUGUAGGCUCAUUCUUUUUUAUUUUUGGACACUUUAAGGUUCUGUGCGUGUCGAGCAGCUACGAGGAAAUUUGUGACGCGUCUGGAUUUGACAUUUUUAAUCAUUUUUAGUCAGCGUUCACAUCUGGAACAACAUGUGGAUGUUGUGGAUUAAUCCGACCAUUUUUAGAAAAAUCUAAUGUCCUCAUUUUAGCACAAAAAGACGUGAAGUGUCCCAAAACACUUCACAUUAUAUUGUUAAACUGUCAGAAGUUUAUCAGAAACUUGUGAUAAAUUGGCUCACAAGCUGUUAUUGGACUGGACGUCUGCACACGAGCAGCAGAGGAGACACUGACUGAACCCAUCAACUUUCCUUACAACAGGAAUAAAACUUAAAACUUUAACAGAGACACUUAAUGAUACCUACAUUCUUCCCACACAUCCUUGAACACACAGGAUCUGUUAGUAGUUCAGUUUUUUUUUGAGCUACUUGGACGAUUAAAUGGACUCUGAAUAGUGAUUCUUCUUGGACACAUUGGCCUAAUUUCAUCUGCUUUUGCCCUGAGGCUGAGAUGCAGCCUUGAUUGUUCAAAAAAAAAAUCGUCUAACUUUCCCCUGAGGAAUUCUAAAUUAACCCUGGAUAUUUUAAUUUUAGACUUUGUGAAAAUUGUAAGAAAGUAAACCACGUGUCAAAAGUUUCAGAACGCCCCACUUUGUCCAGUUUUUAUUGAAAUUUCAGCAUCUUAAGUCCAGUGAAAAACUUUAAAUGGUAUGAAGGUAAAAGGUAAACCGUUAAUAUCAAACUGUCAAGUAUUUGGGCUGCUGGUUGGAAUUUGAAGACGCCUCUUUGGACUGUGACAGGUAUUUUUAAAAAUUAUUUCCUGAUAUUUAAUAGAACAGUUUAUUGAUUAAGAAUUGAGAAAUUAAUCAUUAGUUUCAUCUCUAUUUGCAAAGCACUUGUGCGUUUUGUCUUUCUUCUGUUCUAGUGUCAAAACGGAAACUUGACUGUCUGUUUAAAUAAAGAUUUUCCUUUUCCCGACAGGUGGCUGCAGCAGCUG
Toxotes jaculatrix (banded archerfish) is the source of this 2308-nucleotide messenger RNA. RefSeq lists its product as uncharacterized. The transcript is spliced from 9 exons. The record is from RefSeq and is a predicted model, not a curated record. The coding region runs from base 86 to 1237 and encodes 383 amino acids. Gene Ontology annotation, molecular function: strictosidine synthase activity. Lineage: Eukaryota; Metazoa; Chordata; Actinopteri; Toxotidae. Gene Ontology annotation, biological process: biosynthetic process.